CUGUCACAUGUCAGUAAGUUUCACUUCUCACUGAGACAACACAGGAAGUAAAAGUUGCCCUAAAGCAAAAGAAGAGAAAGGCAGAGACGACGAGUGAAGCUCUGGAGCACCCUUUCUCCUCAAAACAUUUUUCAUACUGCAUUUCAGCACAGUGGCUGUUACCAAAGAAGGUCCAGCAAAAUGCUUCCGUCUGUGGCAGUAAUGCUUAUGCUGCUAUCAUUCACCUAUGGUGAGAAUCCUGCAAUACAAGUCAUCCUGACCAACAAGGGGCUGCAGCAAGGGGUGCAUGAAGCUACAGGACUGAUUCAGGAGAAGUUGGAGAAACUAACUUUACCUGACAUCAGCGGUAGAAUUAACAUCCUAAUUGGCCAUGUAGACUACACACUAACAGGUGUCACCAUAACAAAAUGUGACCUUCCAGAGCCGACUGUGAAGUUUUUUCAGGAACACACAGGAUUCACUGUUUCCAUCUUAGGCCUCAGUGUUGCAUUAACUGGCGACUGGUCAACACACUUUGGCUUAAUACAUGAUGGCGGAUCAUUUGAUAUGGCUAUAUUUAACUUAGCUUUGACCUCUGCAGUGGAGCUGGGGAGAGAUGCUAAGGGCCAUCUGUCUGUCACCAGCAUCAGCUGUGAUGCUCAGAUUGGAGAUUUGGGUGUCAAAUUCUAUGGUGGAGCCAGUAAGAUCUUCCAGCCAUUCGUGGACUAUUUCAAAGGGCAUUUCAUUAAAAGAAUAAAAGACAGAAUCUGCCCUGCUCUUGAGGAAAACAUUGACAUGUUGGAGUCCCAUCUACAGGCCAUGAACGUUUCCUUUGAUGUGGAUCAAGUUCUUACUCUUGACGUUCCGCUAACUGGGUCACCGAUAGUCACUGCUGCAAGUAUGAAACUAGGGUUUAAGGGGGAGUUCUACAGUAUCAAAACUCAUGAAGAGCCACCCUUUGUGGCCCAUCCCUUCAUCCUGCCUGAGCAGCCAGAUUACAUGCUCUCAGUGGGUCUGUCUGAGUUCACUCUGAACUCUGCCUUGUAUGGGUACUUCUCAGCAGGAGAGCUUCAGGUCCACAUCAAUGAAAGCAUGGUUCCUCCAAAAUCUCCUGUACACCUGAACACUAGCUCAAUGGGAAUGUUUGUUCCUCAGCUCCCCAAGCAAUUUCCAGGUCUGUUGAUGGAUCUGCAGGUUUAUGCCAGACAAGCUCCGACGUUUUCCCUCCAACCCGGAGUUGUUAAACUGGGUGUUCAGGCUGCUGUGAAUGCCUUUGCCAUUGAGCCAAAUGGUACCCAGAUCCCACUGUUCAUACUCAAUGUUGACACACAAUUUAGUGGUAAAGUGUGGACUGCUGAUGAAAAACUGAAAGGCUCUGUAAUGAUGGAUAAUUUUACGCUGACCUUGGUUUCAAGUAAAGUGGGGACCGUUAGGAUUGAUGCUUUGGAAAAUACAGUGUGGGCAGGCAUGAAGCUAAUGAUCUUACCAGAAGUGAAUGAAAAACUGGGAAAUGGUAUUAUUUUACUCAGAACAAAACAUGCACAGCUGAUUAAUUCAGUUCUCAAGAUGGAGAAGGAAUUCAUAGCUUUUUUCUCAGAUGCUCAGAUUCUACAAACAGAAGAAAACUUCAACAAAUAAACACCAAACAUGAACGAUCUUUAUUUCCACUGAUCAACUUUGUCUGAAUCUUUUUCCACUUGGCAAAUAAACUAUGUCAAAACAAAAAAAGCUAAAUCUACCCAAGUCUGGGGUCUGGAUUAAAGAUGAUUAUAAAUCCUUGCUAUGCAAUACAUAUUAAACAUUUUAACUCCUAAAUGUCUCAUGUAUAAUCAGGUCACAUAAAUGAUGCACUUUGUUGUUCACGUUUGCUUCCUAUUAAAAUAUUUCAGAAAUG
Melanotaenia boesemani (Boeseman's rainbowfish) is the source of this 1873-nucleotide messenger RNA. It is a transcript of the gene bpifcl, whose product is annotated as BPI fold containing family C, like. Lineage: Eukaryota; Metazoa; Chordata; Actinopteri; Atheriniformes; Melanotaeniidae. The transcript is spliced from 16 exons. The coding region runs from base 181 to 1617 and encodes 478 amino acids. The record is from RefSeq and is a predicted model, not a curated record. Gene Ontology annotation, molecular function: lipid binding.